Molecule: messenger RNA, 2823 nt
Organism: Cutaneotrichosporon cavernicola
Lineage: Eukaryota; Fungi; Basidiomycota; Tremellomycetes; Trichosporonales; Trichosporonaceae
Gene: MTR10
Exons: 5
Coding region: 1-2823 (940 amino acids)
Biological process (GO): protein import into nucleus
Cellular component (GO): cytoplasm
Molecular function (GO): small GTPase binding
Source: RefSeq, a predicted model, not a curated record
AUGGCGACAACACAACAGGAGCAAGCAACAGCUACAGUGCUCCAAGCUCUCCAAGCCUUGUAUCACGACCCAGACGCACAGGCAAAGAAGCGCGCAAACGAUUGGCUACAAGAAUUCCAGCACAACGUCGAGGCAUGGCAGACAUGCCACACACUCCUUAUCAACCCAGAGGCGCCCCUCGAAGGCCGCAUGUUCUCGGCGCAGACCUUGCGUGCAAAGAUACUCUAUGACCUCCCCCAACUCCCCAGAGAGUCUCUGCCUUCCCUCCGCGACUCGCUGCUGGGAGCAUUAAAUCCUUUGGUCCAACCCGACGCACCGUCGGGGUCACGCGCAGUUCUGACGCAGCUUGCCCUGGCACUGGCCGAUCUCGCGCUGCAGAUGCCAGAGUGGACCGAUGUGGUCCAGGACAUGAUUAAUCUGUACGGAAACGACCCAAACACCGUCAUGGUCCUGCUCCGCUUCCUCUCCUCACUGGCCGAAGAGUCUCUCAACCCCCGGUUGCCACAGCCAGAAGGGACCAACACUAUCGAUGCGCUCGUCACCGGUUCUGCAGAGCAGGUCAUCGGCAUUCUCUCCAUGUACAUUCAGGCGCCAGGGAUCACAUCACCUAUCCAGGUCGCCAUCUUUGAGACGAUGCGGGCGUGGCUGCGUGCUGGCGAGUUCCCCGUCGCAGCUGUCGCUCUCUCGCCCCUUUUCUCAGCCAUGUUCGACGCCCUCGGACCAGACGACCUGUUCGAUGCAGCUGUCGACGUCAUCUGUGACCUCGUUCACGAGACGCAGGAGGUUCAGGACAACCCAGACAUUGUUCAACAAAUCCUUCAUCGCAUCAUUGCCUUGCGUCCCAAGCUGGACGAGUACAAGGACGACCCGGACAGGAUACGUGGAUACUGUCGCCUGUUCUGCGAGACUGGGGAGUCGUAUCGCGACAUCAUCAGGAUCCACCCUCGAGAGGCGUUCCCCUUGGUCGAAGCCGUCUUGGCCUGCACAGCGUACCCCGACCUCGACAUUGUCCCCAUCACCUUCCAGUUCUGGUGGAUACUGGCCGGAAUCGUCAACAGAGGGACGGACGUUGCUCGCGACGAGGCCUUUGCUCCCUACUUUGAUGUCUACGCCAACCUCCAGUCCACCAUCAUCGGCCACCUCCACUUCCCUGCCGAUGACGAGAACCAGACACCACAGGAGCGCGACGAAUUCCGGACGUUCCGUCACCGCAUGGGCGAUACGCUCAAGGACUGCUGCCAGGUCCUCGGCGCGCCGGCUUGCCUGCGCAAGUCGUACGAGAUGGUUGUGGCGGCCAUGUCCAAGCCCAAUCCAUCGUGGCAGGAGAUUGAGGCACCACUCUUCUCGAUGCGGUCGAUGGGCGCCGAGGUUGACCCGGACGACGACGAGGUCAUGCCGCACAUUAUGGAAAUUCUCCCCCGACUUCCCGACCACCCUCGGAUCCGUUACGCCGCCAUUCUCGUCAUCUCGCGGUAUACGCAGUGGAUUGACCGUCACCCCCAGAACCUCUCGUUCCAGCUGCAGUACAUCUCAGCCGGCUUCGACAUGAAGGAUGACGAGGUGUCGGCUGCAGCGGCGCAGGCCAUGAAGUUCAUGUGCCAGGACUGCCAGAGGCAUCUGGUCCCCUUCCUUCCCCAGCUGUAUGAGUUCGUCACGACAGUGGGCCAGCAGCUGGAGCAGACAGACAUGGUUGAGGUUUGCGAGGCCAUUGGCUUUGUAAUUUCGUCCCAGCCCUCGGACGACGCUGCUGCGGCCCUGCAACAGUUCUGUGCACCCUUGAUCAAGCGCGUCGAGCUUGUGGCCAACGCCCCUGCGGAAGCCCAGAAGAUGGACCUGCAAAACGUCGCUGAUGCGCUCGAGCAGAUUGACUCGUACCUCACGGUGGUACGCACCCUCGACCCAGUCCCCAAGUCGUGCUAUCCAACUGCCGCGUCCAUCUACCAGAUCCUCGACAAGCUCCUGGAGAGAUACGCCAAGCUCUACUUUAUUUCCGAGCGUGUUGGGUCUAUUCUCCGCCGCGGCCUGACAUUCUUCCCCGAGGCCGCACUCGAGCCGGUGGUCCAGCCCGUGCUGGCGCGAUUGACGGCCUCGUUUGCGCAGACUGGCUACUCGUCGUACCUUUGGAUAACCGGCAAGAUUGCGAGCAAGUUUGCGAGCACAGCCAAGCAGCCUGGCCACGAGGGUUUGGCGCAGCUGCUUGUGGGCGCAUUCCAGACGGUCACUGACUCGUUGGGCAAGCUCUUGGCAUUGAAGGAUGCGCGGGAGAUUGCAGAUGUCAUGGACGACUAUGUGCACUGCUUUAUGGCGUACAUUGACGACCUGCCGCAACAGACACUCGCCUCUCCUGCGCUCCCGCAGGCCGUGUCGCACACUCUUGCCGCCAUCAUGUGCCCCGCGCCACAGACCAUUCUCGUGUGUCUCGACACGUUGCACAUGCUCGCCAAGCGCUUGACGGAUGGCCAGAACCAGGCGCAGCUGCAGCCCAUUUUUGCGCAGUUUGCCAAGCCGCUCCUUUUGUUGGUACUGCAAGGGAUCGUGCAGGGGUACCCCGAGGAAGGGUUUGAGCAGACGCCGCUCAUCAUCCAGGCGACUGUUUCAUCUGUGCCGGCGGCUGAAGCAGAGAGCUAUGCGACCGAGGCGCUCUCGGAGAUUCCUGGGCACGUGCUGCCUGCGGCGGACAAGACCAAGUUUAUCCAGGCGCUGCACGACUACCAGGCUGCGCCGGCCAAGGACAAGAUGAAGGCGGCUCUUCUGGGGCUUGUGCGAUCUGCGGGACGUGCGCGCGAUCGUGGACGACAGAACCGCAAGAGCCUGGGUUUGUAG